UGAUGCAGGGCAGCAUGUUUAAUACCUGGAAGCCGAUGUGGGUCGUGCUUUUAGAAGAUGGAAUUGAAUUCUACAAGCGGAAGGCUGACAACAGCCCCAAAGGGAUGAUCCCACUAAAAGGAAGCUCUAUUAACAGCCCAUGCCAAGAUUUUGGCAAAAGAAUGUUUGUCUUCAAGCUCACUGCAGCCAAGCAACAGGACCACUUUUUUCAAGCUGCCUACCUGGAGGAGAGAGAUGCAUGGGUACGGGAUAUCAAGAAAGCAAUUCAUUGCAUAGAUGGAGGCCAAAGGUUUGCCAGAAAAUCCACAAGGAAGUCUAUCAGACUGCCUGAAACGAUCAACCUGAGUGCUUUGUACCUCUCAAUGAAAGAUCCUGAAAAGGGAAUAAAGGAGUUGAAGCUAGAAAAAGAUAAAAGAGUGUUCAAUCACUGCUUUACAGGCACCUCUGUGAUUGACUGGCUGGUGUCUAGCAACUCCAUCCGAAAUCGCAAAGAAGGUCUCAUGCUUGCCUCUUCCCUCUUGAGUGAAGGCUACCUACAGCCUGCAGGGGAUACGUCCAAGGCUGCUGCUGAGGGACUGUCAGACACCCUCUUCUUAGAUCUCAGCGAUGCCUACUAUUACUUUCCAGACAGUGGGUUUUUCUGCGAGGGAUAUUCUAGUGAUGAUGAUGUGGUCCUGAAAGAAGAAUUCAGAGGCAUAAUAGUCAAACAAGGCUGUUUGCUGAAACAGGGACAUCGGAGGAAGAACUGGAAAGUGAGAAAGUUUGUUUUAAGAGAUGACCCUGCAUAUCUUCACUACUAUGAUCCUGCUGGAGGAGAAGAACCACUAGGAGCAAUUAGCUUGAGAGGCUGCGUGGUGACAGCAGUGGAAGAUAUGCCAGACUCCAAGAAGUAUGAUGUUGACAACAUCCUCUUUGAAAUCAUCACAGCAAGUGAAAUCCACUAUUACUUGCAAGCAGCCUCAUCUGCAGAGCGUACAGAGUGGAUCAAAGCAAUUCAGGCAGUUUCUAGGACUGGAAAAUGAAGAUGAUCUGCCAGCGAGAAGACAGACAACUGAAAAUUGUUACUCAAAAUGAAACAGGAAUUUUAGCAUUUCACCGAGACAAAACAGUAUCAUCCAGAAAGGUGUCCUAAGGCU
Messenger RNA from Leptosomus discolor (cuckoo roller), 1136 nucleotides. Lineage: Eukaryota; Metazoa; Chordata; Aves; Leptosomiformes; Leptosomidae. The record is from RefSeq and is a predicted model, not a curated record.